CAGUUAGUCACAAGCAACAGAUAAGUUUUACUUCCAAUCAUUAGUGGAGUAGGGAUCGUGAAGACUCUCGAGCGAGAUUUUAAAUAUUACGAUCGACUUCUGAGAAGAUCGUUAACAAAGCAAGAUGUUGGAGGACCUUAAGGACUUUUCUUUUAAGGACUUGAAAAUAGAACGCGUCGAGGAUGAGCUGGCGACUGAAUUAUUAAAGUCAUAUCCGCUUCACAAACGUGGGUUCGUUAAAGUUGGUGAAAAAAAGUGGUUCCUGCCGUAUAGAUAUGUCGAGGAAGGCAACAAAAUAUAUAACUUUGAAAUUCGUCCGGAUGAUACAUGGAUCGUUACUUAUCCUAGAUCAGGUACGACAGUGACGCAGGAGCUUGUGUGGCUGGUGGCAAACGACAUGAAUUUCGACGAGGCACAUCGAAGAUAUUUAUUAGAGAGAUUUCCCUUUGUAGAAAUAGGAGCAAUAUUAGAUGGCAAUAUCAUGGUGAAAGAUGUUCCUGAUAGAGUUAAUACGGAAAAAAAUAGUGUCGAAUUCGUACACGAAAAGCCUUCGCCACGUUUUAUCAAGAGCCAUAUGCCUCUCGAAUUGUUGCCAACAGUCGUAAAUAGCACUUGCAAGAUUAUCUACGUUGCAAGAAAUCCAAGAGACGUGGUAGUGUCAUGGUAUAAUUUUCAGAAAACUUUGGUACAUUUCCAGUAUCAAGGAACUUUUGAACAAUUUUGUGAUAAUUUCAUGAAUAAUCACACAUUAUGGAGUCCAUACUGGGAACACAUAAAGGAAGCUUGGGGGAUGAGACACAGAAAAAAUAUGAUGUUCCUCUUUUACGAAGAUUUGAUAAAGGAUUUACCUAGGAAUAUAAAAGAAAUUGCUACGUUUUUCGAUAAGACUUACGAUGACGAACAGAUCGCCAAGUUAGUGGAGCAUUUGAAAAUAGAGAAUUUUCGUAAAAAUCCUAUGGUAAAUCAGCCCAGUCCCGACGUUGUGAUGCAAGCGGAGAUGUUUGUCCGACAAGGAACAACGGGUGGUUGGAAGAAGAUGUUUACGCCACAAAUUGAAGAAAAAUUUAGUAAAUGGAUCACUGACAAUUUAAAGAAUACAGAUUUGGUUUUUCCAAGUUAAAAUUAUUAAUAAAAACUUUCUAAAAAUGAAACUAUAAAGUUGAUUUGCAUAUUCUUAUUUAAUUAAAAGAAUCAAUACAUCA
This is a messenger RNA of Monomorium pharaonis (pharaoh ant), 1202 nucleotides long. Its product is annotated as sulfotransferase 1C4. Gene Ontology annotation, cellular component: cytoplasm. The record is from RefSeq and is a predicted model, not a curated record. The transcript has 6 exons. Gene Ontology annotation, molecular function: sulfotransferase activity. NCBI's taxonomy places the organism in Eukaryota, Metazoa, Arthropoda, Insecta, Hymenoptera, Formicidae. The coding region runs from base 125 to 1120 and encodes 331 amino acids. Gene Ontology annotation, biological process: sulfation.